AUGCAGGCCAAACACUAUGCUGCUGUCCCUCACAAUAUUCUCUGCACCUCUCUGCACCCCUCUGCACCAUCUACCCGCUUCUUCGUUCCUCUGCUCCCUUCUGCACCCCUCUACGUUCCUCUUCACUCACACAUCUGCACCUCUCUCCAUCCCUCUGCACUGCACCUUCUGCAUCCCUCUGCACCCCACCAGUCGCCCUUCAAGGGUCCCUUCCUGUGUCCCAGCCACACGCAGUGCCACAGCUGCGGCUCCAAAGUGCCGGGCAGUGGCACGUCCUCGCGCUGCUGCCUCAACUACAUGUUCUGUCACACUUCUCACUCUCCCAUCCUCCUCUCCCCUCCUCCUCCCCCCAUUCUCCCACCCCCCUCCCCUUCCCCAUCCCCCCAGGGGGUUUUUCGCUACAUGCUCUUUGACACCUUGCCCUUUUCCCCUAUCCCGUUUUGUUCCCUCCUGACCGCCUGUCCGCUCGUUCUUCCCACCGCCCGCAGGUGGUUCUUCAACUACAUGCUGUGUGACGCCUGUGGCCGCCUCUUCGUCAAGAAGAAGCACUGCCCCGUCUGCCUCAGGGGUAGGUCCACGUGGGGGAGGAAAGCACUGCUGGGGAGGGUGCAGCCCGGGUGGGGCAGCUGGGGUGGGGCAGCUGGGGUGGGGCAGCUGGGGUGGGGCAGCUGGGGUGGGGCAGCUGGGGUGGGGCAGCUGGGGUGGGGCAGCUGGGGUGGGGCAGCUGGGGUGGGGCAGCUGGGGUGGGGCAGCUGGGGUGGGGCAGCUGGGGUGGGGCAGCUGGGGUGGGGCAGCUGGGGUGGGGCAGCUGGGGUGGGGCAGCUGGGGGGUAGGGUAGGUGGAGUGGGGCAGCUGGGGUGGGUGCAGCUGGGGCGUGACUGA
Molecule: messenger RNA, 882 nt
Organism: Closterium sp. NIES-65
Lineage: Eukaryota; Viridiplantae; Streptophyta; Zygnematophyceae; Desmidiales; Closteriaceae
Source: the annotation of a GenBank genome assembly